CUUUCCCGACUUCCCCCCAACACCUUUCCCAUUCAUUCCAUUUUCCGCAUACAAAUCUGAUUGAUUCCCUCAGAGUUAUUCGUUACUGCUAUGGCUUCCUCUACUUCCUCUCUCCCUGCGCCUCUCUCUUUGCCACGCGGACACACACGCGCCGCUCAACGAUCCGUUGUGUCUCCGUCUUCCACUCACCGCCCCCAGAGUCGAUCUACCGGAGGACUCUCAUUUCCCUUCCGCUUCCGCACCCUGAAGGUGCGUAGGGUUCCUUCUGUUGCUGCUCCUCUCCCUCUCAAGGUUCUCUGCACGCGCCAAUCCAGCAGAGAUUUGGUUACCAAAGAAUCCUGGGAAAAAUCGAUUCUGAACAGUGAAAUCCCUGUACUUGUUGAAUUUUAUGCAAGUUGGUGUGGCCCCUGCAGGAUGGUCCACCGGGUGAUCGAUGAGAUUUCAUCUGAGUAUGCCGGGAGACUAAAAUGCUUUGUGCUCAACACUGAUAACGACUCGCAGAUUGCCGAGGACUACGAAAUCAAGGCGGUACCUGUGGUUUUGCUGUUCAAGGAUGGGUUGAAACGUGAUACUGUGGUAGGUACCAUGCCAAAGGAGUUUUAUGUGGCUGCCAUUGAUAGGGUCCUGGAACCACCCUUGAAGUGAAGUUGAUGAUUUUCCCUCACCCUACAAACAUUUAUAAUAGUUUGAAUCUUCCAUUGGAUGUGUGUUAGAUUGCUUACCGGAUACCAGCAUAUGUAAUGUAGGUGCUGGACUUUAGGAAUAGUUCAUGGCCAUUAUCAUGAUGGAGACUAUGUUUUGUAGAUAUAUCUUGAUUCUUCCUUUCAAUUUUGUAAAUUUGAACAUGAUUGGUUAAAUCCAAGAUGAGUGUUGAUUCGGAACCAUACAA
Messenger RNA from Alnus glutinosa, 889 nucleotides. Its product is annotated as thioredoxin M3, chloroplastic. Bases 91 to 645 code for a protein of 184 amino acids. Lineage: Eukaryota; Viridiplantae; Streptophyta; Magnoliopsida; Fagales; Betulaceae. The transcript is spliced from 2 exons. Gene Ontology annotation, molecular function: oxidoreductase activity, acting on a sulfur group of donors, disulfide as acceptor. Gene Ontology annotation, cellular component: cytoplasm. The record is from RefSeq and is a predicted model, not a curated record.